AGAUUAUAGAGAUUUGUACUAGAUUUCCAGUUAUUCGGUGAGAUUUGUUCUAUAAACUAUGGAAAUUUCAAUGUUAUCGUGCUUUUUGUUUUAGAGAUACAGGGCGUUAAAGUUUUAUUGAUAAUUAUCUCUAAUUAGGCGCAUAUUUUUAAAACUGUGAGAGAUAGAGCUUCGUACUAAAUUUCUAUAAAAUCGGGAAGAAUUGCUUUACAAAUUUUCCGAAUUUUAAUUUUCUAAUGCUUUUUGUUUCCGAGAUACGGGGCGUUAAACUUUUACAAUUUGUUUUAUAAUAUUCACCUCUAACUUGCCUCGUAUUUCCAAUAUAGUAAUAAAUAGUAGUUUGUAUUUAAUCUCUGUAGAUUAAGGAAUAUUUGUUCUAUAAACAAUGAGAAUUUCAGUUUGCUACUGCUUCUGGUUUCCGAGAUACAGGGCGUCAAACAUUUUUUAGUCUGUUUUAUGAUAUGCACCUCUAACUUCGCUCAAACUUUCAAAACCAUGAAAGAUAGAGUUUUAUACCAAAUAUAUAUAGAUUCAGGAUAAAAAUGAUGACAAUCUAAUGCAUUUUUGUUUCCGAGAUACAAGGCGUCAAACUUUUAUCAAUUCGUUUUAUAAUAUGCACCUCUAUUAAUGCAUAUAUUCCCAAUAUCGUAUCAAAUAGAGCUUUAUACUCAAUCUCUAUAGAUUUAGGAAGAUUUGUUCUAUGAAACAUGAAAAUUUCAAUCUUCUACUGCUUCUUGUUUCCGAGAUACAGGGCGUUAAAGUUUUAUUAAUAUUUUUAAUGAUAUUACACCUCUAUCUUUGCUCAAAUUUUCAAAACCGUGAAAGAUAGAGCCUCAUACAAAAUCUCUAUAGAUUCCGGAAGAUUUAGUCUACGAAUGAUGAUAAUCUCAAUUUUUUCUCCGUUUUUGUUUCCGAGAUACAAGGCGUCAAACUUUUAUCAAUUCGUUUUAUAAUAUGCACCUCUAUUAAUGCAUAUAUUCCCAAUAUCGUUUCAAAUAGAGCUUCAUACUCAAUAUCUACAGUUUUGGGAAGAUUUUCUUCAUAAAUAAUGAAAAUUUCAAUUUUCUACUACUUUUCGCUUCCGAGAUACGAGGCGUCAAACUUUUUAUCACUUUGUUUUAUGAUAUGCGCCUCUAUCUUUGCUCAAAUUUUCAAAACCGUGAAAGAUAGAGCCUCAUACAAAAUCUCUAUAGAUUCCGGAAGAUUUAGUCUACGAAUGAUGAUAAUCUCAAUUUUUUCUCCGUUUUUGUUUCCGAGAUACAAGGCGUCAAACUUUUAUCAAUUCGUUUUAUAAUAUGCACCUCUAUUAAUGCCCAUAUUCCCAAUAUCGUUUCAAAUAGAGCUUUAUAAUCAAUAUCUACAGUUUUGGGAAGAUUUUCUUCAUAAAUAAUGAAAAUUUCAAUUUUCUACUACUUUUCGCUUCCGAGAUACGAGGCGUCAAACUUUUUAUCACUUUGUUUUAUGAUAUGCGCCUCUAUCUUUGCUCAAAUUUUCAAAACCAUGAAAGAUAGAGCCUCAUACAAAAUCUCUAUAGAUUAAGGAAUAUUUGCUUUAUGAAACAUGAAAAUUUCAAUCUUUUACUGCUUCUUGUUUCCGAGAUACAGAGCGUUAAACUUUUGUUAAUGUUACGUAUAUCUUUUAACCUAAAUUUUCGAAAAUGCAGUUCUAUAGUUUAGCUCCAUAGAUGGCGAUAGAUGUAAUCUAUAACUCAAAAUAAUUUCAUUCUUAUUAAUUAGACUGACAUCAGUUGUCAAUUGAGAAUCUGAUCUAGUCGUUAAAUUGUAAAAACGUCAAAUCGAAUCCGUCAAACAUUUCCAAACGUUGUCGUUCGCGAUGUCCGCCGCUCCGAAAAUAGCCACCGCCGUGAAAAUCAAAAAAAUAGUACCGUUAAUGAACAGGGUACUAAUUAAAAAGGCCGAACCCGAAACUCAGACCAAAGGCGGUAUAGUCCUACCGGACAAAACGAAAGUUAAGUUACAAAGAGGCACAGUUUUGGCCGUUGGACCCGGUAAUAAAACCGAGAACGGGCAGAUAGUACCGGUUAACGUGUGUCCAGGUGACGAAGUGAUCUUGGCAGAUUACGGCGGUACCAAAAUCGAAUUGGACAAAGACGAAGUUUAUUUUUUGUACAGAGAAAAUGAAAUCCUCGCCAAAUUGAAAGAAUAAACAUUAAUACUACUUAUUGUAUUCCACCUGUAAUGUUUCGUUCGUGAAAUAAAUAGAGAAAAAAAAA
Messenger RNA from Diorhabda sublineata, 2233 nucleotides. RefSeq names its product 10 kDa heat shock protein, mitochondrial-like. The record is from RefSeq and is a predicted model, not a curated record. Gene Ontology annotation, cellular component: mitochondrial matrix. The coding region runs from base 1834 to 2166 and encodes 110 amino acids. Gene Ontology annotation, molecular function: protein-folding chaperone binding; protein folding chaperone; metal ion binding. Lineage: Eukaryota; Metazoa; Arthropoda; Insecta; Coleoptera; Chrysomelidae. The transcript has a single exon.